Brienomyrus brachyistius is the source of this 2481-nucleotide messenger RNA. RefSeq names its product homeobox C8a (gene hoxc8a). Gene Ontology annotation, molecular function: DNA-binding transcription factor activity, RNA polymerase II-specific; RNA polymerase II transcription regulatory region sequence-specific DNA binding. Gene Ontology annotation, biological process: regulation of transcription by RNA polymerase II. Lineage: Eukaryota; Metazoa; Chordata; Actinopteri; Osteoglossiformes; Mormyridae. Bases 1 to 741 code for a protein of 246 amino acids. The record is from RefSeq and is a predicted model, not a curated record. The transcript has 2 exons. Gene Ontology annotation, cellular component: nucleus.
AUGAGUUCCUAUUUUGUUAACCCUCUUUUCUCCAAGUACAAAGGCGGCGAAACGCUGGAGCCAACUUACUACGACUGCCGGUUCCCUCAAAGCGUCACCCGUGGCCACACACUGGUGUACGGACCCGGAACGCCAACACCGGCUUUUCAACACCCUCCCCAUCACGUCCAGGAUUUUUUCCACCACGGGACAUCGGGAAUCUCCAGCCCCGGAUACCAACAGAAUCCCUGUGCUUUAGCUUGCCACGGAGACGCCACGAAAUUUUAUGGAUACGAAGCCCUUCCGAGGCAAUCACUUUAUGGAACCCAGCAAGAGGCGAGUUUAACGCAAUACCCAGACUGUAAAUCGUCUAAUGGCAGUAACCCCGGAGAAGGACAAGGCCACUUAAAUCAAAACUCGUCUCCCAGUCUCAUGUUUCCUUGGAUGAGACCCCACGCACCUGGAAGGCGCAGCGGACGACAGACCUACAGUCGAUAUCAGACGUUGGAAUUGGAGAAGGAGUUCCUUUUCAACCCUUACCUGACACGCAAACGACGGAUUGAGGUGUCCCAUGCCCUCGGCUUAACUGAAAGACAGGUAAAGAUUUGGUUUCAGAAUCGACGGAUGAAAUGGAAGAAGGAAAAUAACAAGGAUAAGUUUCCAGGCCAGAGAACAGAGGCCGAAGAGGAUGCGAACGAGGACGGCGAAGUGGAUGAAAGAGAAGAGAAGGAAUCGGUAGAGGAAACAGAGACCAAGGAGUAAUUUAAUGGCCUUUUUACGACUAUACGACUUCGAAAGAAAAAAAAACACCAUGUGAAUGGGACGAUGAACAGGAAAGGCCGACGAUAUAAACUUUAUGACUACAGUUUUAUUGAGUCAAUAAGUGAGAAAAUCCUACAAACUGUCAAAAGCACUUCUUCCUCCUGGCCUGUCUUCAUGAUAGGAAUCAACAUGCAGUAGAUGCAAUAGAAUAGCUCACCUGGUUUUGAAAUAAAACCAACGUUUUCUGUUUAAGAAAAUGCAAGAAAAUAUCUAUGUUUUCUUUUUAAAAUAUAUAUGCAUAUAUUCUGUUGGCGACAGAACGUUGGGCCGGUGAACGUCAGACGUGAAUUAUGAAUAUGACUUGCUUCUAAAUCGGUUGGAGUGAUGAAAAUUUAAAUAAAUUAAUUAAAUAUAAUUACCUAAGCAGCACGAAUUGUUGUAGCUAAAUCACAUGCUUAAUUCUUAGAAUCACUUAAGACCAAAUAGAACUGGGCUAAGUUUCAAAUUAGCAUAAGAUAGGAGAACCAAAUUCUGAAACUAAAUUCAAAUCCAACAUCUAAAAUUUAAAAUUUAGAUAUAUUUGUGAAAUGCAUUAAAUUAAACCCAGUUGACUGUCGAGUCUUAUUUCUUUGCGGACAAGGCUUCAUUCAUUGUGAUACUGUAUAAAGUGAUACGCAUUAGUAAAGUCUUCUGUAAGCUCAAACACGUAUUAGGUAUUUUUUUCUUUAAGAGUUUAAUUCGUGGUCGGUAGUGCUGGGGAUGUCAUUGUCAUUUUUAUUUUAUAUCUUAUUUAAAGGGAAAUACAAUGGCCUGAAACAGCCUAAAUAUGCUACCUAACUGGGACAAUUGCAAUACAUUUUUAAGAGAGCCAUUUCAGAGUGUUUGUUUAAUCUGUUAGUAUGAAGCCCAAUAGCUGCUCUGUAGGAUCCCUGAGCAAUAGAUGAACGUGCGUUUUAACCCAGCUACCGUAAAUCAACUGAUAUUGCGCAGGAGUUCCGUAUAUUGACGCCAAUUGUAUGCAAUAAGAACAAUAACAAUAAUAUUAAUAAUAAUAAUAAUAAUAAUAAUAAUAACAGUAGCAUAACCAACAACAGCAACAAUACAACAACAAUAACAAUAAUAAUAUUAAUAAUAACAAUAGCAACAACAAUAAUAAUAAUAACAGCACAACCAACAACAAUAAUAAUCAUAAUAAUAAUAAUAAUAGAAUGGGCUGCUUAAAAAUGUUUCAUUCCCCCCCCCCCCCCCCCCAACAACUUAAACUGCCUAAUGAUACCGCGCACAUUGCUGUGUACAUUAUCAUAAAUACUACUUUGAAUUUGGUGUGUCAGGUAUUUCAUUGUGACGAUGUUCUAGGCUAGAUUUCAGAUUGCACUGAUAUAACCUGCAAGAUAGUAUUGGUAUUUAUAGCUGUUAAUGUGCUUGUUUUUUAAGUUGUUUUUAUUGUUUUGUGUUACUAAACGAUUGUUGUUGCGACAACACUAAUAAAUAAAUCACUUGCCAUAUUCCGUUGCAUUCAUUUCAUUAAAUGAACAAUGAUGUACAUGGUAGAUUAAGAUUUUUCAGCCAGUAUUUUCAAGGCGCGACACCACACUUACAGAAGCACGCAAGUACCAAAAAAGACAGCGGCACGGUAAAAUUCGCAAUGUUAGCCCUUCACCACAGUUAUUUUUUUGUAAUUGUCAUUGGUUUUGUUUCUUAUCACUCCAACUUUCUCUUUAUCACUAAUGAAUAAAUGAA